Symbiodinium natans is the source of this 4485-nucleotide messenger RNA. NCBI's taxonomy places the organism in Eukaryota, Dinophyceae, Suessiales, Symbiodiniaceae. The record is from the annotation of a GenBank genome assembly.
AUGCCGCGCUUCCAUAUUCUAUGCAUAUGUCUUCCCUUCGCUUGGAGUGGUCGAAUCCAGAGUCGCAUGCACCAGAUCAUCCAGAGCUUUGCUGAACCAACAUUUGCAUGCCGAAAAGGGAUGCACUUGAAGUUGAACAAAAGCUGGUCCGACCAUCAUGUUGUGAAUCCGUAUUCCGAAGUUGAUGAAGAGCAGCACUUUGUGUUGCCGUUCGGUCUGAACCCCUUGGGCUCCCACAGUGGCCCAUGCAACGAACUUGUCUUUGGCCCUCCAAUAUUCGAUUCAGAUUAUGGGGAAGAGAUUUGGGAUUCUUACUAUCUCGAACCUGUAGGAUAUCUGGACGGCUCGAUCGAGGUACGCUGCAUGCACACUGGCCCAAGUGGUGAUGCAAGCCUUCAGGUGACUCAGUACUCCUGCCGUGAACAUCUCCCAUUCUCUACCAUUUGGUCGCAUGAUCCGAAGCCACCUGGGCAGAGGAUGCAGCAAAAGAUGCAGUGGGGAACCCAAAAGACUCAGUACGAAUAUGCAGCAUUUACCUGCGGUGACCCUUUUGACCAUCAUGGUCCUGACUUGUUACACAGUAGGGCAGCACGAGAGUUGCCCGUACAAGUGCAUACUCUUAGUGAAGCUUUGGGUGCCUGCGAAGAUGACAUGCAGUGUUCUGCGGUGGCGGUGCACCCAGAAGAAAAGACAUACCAUGUCCUGGACAAAUUUGUUUGCAGUCUUACUUCUGAUGCAUUAAGCACAACCUUCAAUGUUGGGGACAGCGUCAAGCUGUCCCUAAUCGCCCGGGGUUUUCGCGGUACGCCUCUCGACGGCAAAGGAGAUGGUGAAGCCAUGGGCUCCACAGACUCCACGGACAGCCGUGAGAGCCAGAUAGGAAGUGUUCUUGAGAAAUGGAGCCUAGACUCUCCCGGCACACACGUCCUUGUGCAGUUCGAGCACGGAGCCGAGUGGAUUCUGCCUGAGCACUUGGAGCACGUGGGACACGAGGAGUCCCGGACGUCCUGGACUCUAGUCAGAAAAAUUCGGGCUCGCAAAGUGGUGUGUAACGACAUGCAACCAGAGACGAGUUGCGACGUGUACAGCGCACAGGAUGCUGAAGUUCUUCUACAGGGCAUCUCGCUCAAUCCAGCCGACUGCCAGCAAGCAUGCUCAGCCCGUAUGCAAAGUUCGUUUCUUCUGAACGGCUGCUGCGUUCUGGCAGCGGAACCCGGACUCUGUGCUCUGACGAAAGGUGAACACUUCAAGACCAGUGAGCUUGAUGAUGAUCACCCUGCAGAGUUGGCUAGCUCUUGCAAGCAAUUGCCGUGCUCUCUGGAUCCGUCCUGCUCUUUCGGUGCUGGUGACUUCCGCGUGCGCACGGACACGAGUGCUGGCGGAACUGCCGGAACUGCCGAGACUACAUUGUACUUCGAUUUUGCCCACCCAUUGUCGAUGCCUUUCUUUUUUGAUGUUGAGACCUUGAAGAUCUUUCACUUUACUUCGAAGGACAGGCGCGCCCUGACAGCAAGGCGUGCGAGCAGACUUGUACAUGCCGUUGGAUCGGUCACCACAACAACUUCAAAUGCACGCCGGGUCAAUCUGAGUCUUGAGACAACCCACAUGGAGGGCGUCCAAACCAUACAUGACCAGUUGCUUCUUGUUUGUGAUGCUUUUGGACAGAAGCUGGGUCGGGUUUUGAAGCCUCCCAACUUGAAAGAAGCAUUGGCAUCUGGCGAAUGUGAUGAGCCACAUGAGGCUUUUGAGACCUGUUUGGUUCAAGUCGGUUGUGGAAUAUUGGGCGAUUUUCAACCGUUUGCCCCGCCUUGGUUUGCUCAGCUACCGUUUGACCUCGUGGCUUGGCAGGCUCCGGCUGCAUUUUGCUGUGGAACGCCAUACACCGUUGAUCAACGUAAGGACUCAUGGAUGAAGAGCUUGAUGGACUCGGCUGGCAUUCGUGAAGUUUCCAUUUCAGACGUGAAAGAUUCGAAAGCACAUCAGAGCAUGCAAGCAUCAUUGGAAACGGGCUCUAUGGCCCUUAAGAAGAUGCUUGCGCAUCAUAUUGCCGAUGAAGAAAUGUUGAGCUGGCUUGGCCAGCUAGUGAAGGUGGCCUUACAGGAGUUCAAAAAGAUCCUCAUCGACUUCAAAGAGACCAUCGAUUCCGAAGCAGCUCCAGAACUCGAAAUUUCCUCAGAUGGAACAUCCUUUCUCCAAGUGCAUGAGGAUGGUGAUCAAAGAACCCCCUCUGGACGCCGGGGUACGGAGGUCGCCCGAUGGUCUCCAGAAAAAGGGGCCUUCCUUCAGGUGGACCCCAAGAACACCACCGCGCUAAAAAAGACUUGGAACUUCGUGGCAGCCAUUCCUGGAGCUGUCUUCAACUAUGGCUUGCGUCCGCUUUGGAACUUUAUAGCCAUGCCGUUGCUCAAAUGGGGAGUGUCCUUAAUGAAGUGGAUCUUGGAACACCCUCGGGCAGCUUUGUUCAUUUCCAAGUUUGCGCUGGCCGUCCGCAACCGAAUGUGUGAAAAGGCUUCCUGGUACAUGUACGGAAACCCCACGGAGUCUUCGGUGGGCGCCUUUUCCAAAGUAUCGGGAGCCUUGAGCGAGUUCAGGAACUACACCAAGCAGAUGUUCACGCCGGCUGUGAUGCUAUCAAUGCUGCAGGAUGUUGUGGGUUCUUCUACUUUUGUGGACACUGUCGCGGACCUCGGCAAGGCAAGCUACUCUCUCGUACUGGCCUGGACCGGCUUUGCAACUGGAGGAGCUGCCAUGGCUUUGCUGUCCAGUUUUUCCUCAUUGUUAGCCGAGGCCAGUGUGGAAGCAGGAAGACGCGCCCUGGAAAUGGUGAUCUACCAAGAAGUUGCAAAAGAGAUUCCGUCGAACCUCUUCGACAUGCUCACUACAAAGUGCCUGCAUAAGCGUGAGAAGACAACCGUUACAUGGACAGCAACCAAAGACGAGAUCCUGGAAGCAGGACAAAGCGCUGUGGAGGAAGUGACCAAGAACUUUGUGGAAGCAGGGCAGGGACUUGCAGGCCUGUCAAUGUUGAAGAGUCAGUACGCUUACCAGAUGGAGCCGUGCUGGCACUCGCUGCGCCGUGUGCAGGGAGGCAUGCGGGAUGCGGGAAUGCCGGUCGAAGCUCUUAAUGUUCGCGUGAAGCACACUCAGCACAGCAUGAACCAGCAUUCUGACAGUGAGCUUCUCGCUAGUUUUCUCACCUUCUCAGUCUUGUGUUUCCGUGCGUCUCCUGUUGAUGGCGUCAAGGAACAAGAUAUGUCCACAAGCUGCUGCCUCGUUGAGGAUGGCAUCUCAUCGAGGAGCGCGGCGUUGCGUGGAUGGACAGCAAGGGUGGACAUGCAAAAGAGCAUCUUUUGCAAAAGCCUGCAUGAGUGCUUCAUGACUGCUGCUGUGCCUGACAGCAGCGCUGUCGGACCCUACAUGUUGCAGCCUUUGACGGUCACACCGUUGGCAAGGCAUCUCUGCGUCGAGGCAGUCAGCCGCACCGCUUCCUCGAAGGCAGCUGAGGUCAACACUGAUCUGUCACGACGCGAUGCCGAACGUGCAGCAAUGGAGCUAGCCGAUGCAGAAUCGGCUGUCAUGUCUUUGUUCCAAAAGGUUCGCCUUGCCGCAGCGAGAAACAAGACUAUGGAGGUAGUAACGUCAAGGCUGCACCUCUUCUUGCAGAAGGCGAAGUCCACAGCCCAAGGCGGAAAUGCGACAAGUUCCUUCGGGCUGUUGGAGUACUGGGAGCAGCAUUCCAAGGACGUGCGCUCCCAGCUCGAGGGCGCACCGCAAGAUCAGGCACGUCCAGACACAAUACCCGCGCGAGGUUCCCACUUGCACGAGGUCAAGGAGAACUUGCCUCCUCCAGCCGCAGCGGCAUGCCUUUCAGAUGAAGUCGAUGUGUGCGAGGAGGAAACCCGGCGAUCCCAAGCUCGAAUUGACUCUAUGCUCCGGUCGGUAGCAGAGUUGCAGCGGCAGCGCGGGGAGCGGAUGCAGGAGGUUAGCGAUCUUCGCCAGAAACUUUCUGUACUGCGCGCGGCUGCAAGCAUCACGACUUCUGCACGACAAAUGAGUGCAGUGCAGUGCCGACUUCGACGGAUCCAAGACAUCAUUGCAAAGAUGGCCAGCAGCGCAUUGAACGAGAUUCAGCACAUCGAAGCCUGGACAAGCUUGGUGGAGGAAACUCGCAGUCAAGUUGCUGCAGGUCUGAUGACAGAGGACCCUACGAUCAGGUCGCCCGAGGAGGUCUAUGCAGUGCUCCAGGAUCUACAACAACAGUUCCGACCUGGUCAGGCAGAAGAGUGUGGCUCUAGUCUGCCUGGGGCACAGUCUUUGUGGUGGCUAGCUGCAAACAUGGCAGCAAUAGCGGCCUACGUCCAGGUUGAACUGGCUGAGCUCGGACCUGCCGGUGAAGUGGACAAAAGGAGAGAAUUCUAUGCCCUUGCUGACAGCCGCUUCGCAAAGGAGCUAAGGUAUCAUGAUGAUUGGGGCGAUGGCCUGUGA